Molecule: messenger RNA, 1773 nt
Organism: Cannabis sativa
Lineage: Eukaryota; Viridiplantae; Streptophyta; Magnoliopsida; Rosales; Cannabaceae
Exons: 5
Coding region: 203-748 (181 amino acids)
Source: RefSeq, a predicted model, not a curated record
CAAUGUGGUGUGCUCUUGUAAUUGGGUUACGUUUUAUUGUCGUUUUAAUCAAAUGUGCCCCUAAUUUGGCAUCUUUCCGCCUUUAACAUCUUAUUUUUUCUCCCAAACGAGAGGCCUAAAAACAAUGUUGUUUCACUCAUAUGAUUAUGAAUAAUGGAUCUUGGUUUCUACACCAGUAACGUUUGCAUUGGUUGCCAAAAUCAUGAUGCUGCAUUGUUGGACAACUUCCACUGCUUCUACACCUUCUCCUUUUCAAUCUAAGACUCCUAAUUUGCCUUUCUUCAAUCCAAGAAACCCUCCCAAUGUCCUUUUAUCCAAACCAUUCUUCUUCUUCCCCAAGCCAAGACCCACAACAGCUCUCAAAGCUCAUUUCUUGGAUGAAAUCCCUCAGCUUUUCCAUAACAAGGUUUUGAUAGCAGCUGGUGUUUCUGCGGCAAUUGGGCAACUCUCUAAGCCUUUUACAUCUGUGAUUCUGUAUGGGAAAGAAUUUGAUAUCAAGUCUGCUAUUCAGGCUGGGGGCUUUCCUUCAACUCAUUCCUCUGCAGUUGUGGCUGCUGCAACAUGCCUUGGUCUUGAAAGGGGAUUCUCGGAUUCACUGUUUGGUGCAACAGUUGUUUAUGCUGGCCUUAUUAUGUAUGAUGCCCAGGGUGUUAGAAGAGAAGUAGGAGUUCAUGCAAAGACACUGAACGAAAUCCUAAAGCCCAAAUCGAGAAAGCUCAACUCAUGCCGAGGGCAUAGAUGGCUUUGAUUGUCAAUCAUUGCCCUUGAACUACUCAUCCAAAAAAUGAAUUAAAUUCUUCAACAUCAAAAACUAGAAACGCCUUUUUAGUGCAAAAGUCAGAGAGCUGGCAGAUGACAUUGAGGUAGGAUUAGAAAAAAUUUCUAGCUAUAUUCACUAAAAGAAUCGAUUGGUCAUACCGAAAUUAAAGUCAUUGCUGGUGCUUUACUUGGCUUCUUGGUAAGCCUUAUGUAGACACCCUUAUUUGAUGUUAAAUACUCUUUUUACAUAUCAUUUUGAUUCUAUAGAGUACAUUGAAUACAGCAACACCAUAACAUUCGGUUCUUAAAGAACCAAUGUGAGAUCUGCUACGUAUAGCAAAUGCUCUAGCCUCUAGGAAUACAUGUUUAGGUCCCAAUUCUGUUAAGGAUAAGAACCAAUAUUCACAUACCACGUGCAUGCAUGGUUAACAUACACGUGGUCUAAUCAAUAGUGACUCUUACACAUUGAGAUUUGAACAAAAUGCCAAGUGUCCAAAAUCACAUUUUAUGGAGCGCCACUUGGCGUGGCAAUAGUUAGCCACGACUAGUACUAGAGGCCACGUACGUUAACUGGAUCGAAACAAUACCAUCAUCAUUGUUAAUAUAUAUGUAUAUAGUAGAACGGUUCUGAAAUUAUAAAGCAAUAUAAUUAGAUCAAAUUAAUAAAUAAAGAUGUCAGGGGCACAAGGAGCUCAGCCAAAGAAUUCGAAAACGGCAACGACUUACGAAUCGACACAGGGAGGAGAGAACAGAACGAAGAUCGAGUUGAAAUCGCGGGAGGACGAAGGAGGCAUUCAGAUCGAUAAAAUCCAGGAUAAGGUUCCUGAUGCCGCCGGUAAAGGCGGUCCCGUUUUCGGUGCUGCCAACGACGACAAAAACCAAGAUCUCGGCGUUACGGGCACUGGCUCUGAGUGACUAUAGCUACUUAUAAUCAAACUAUAUAUAUUUAAAUAUGUACGAAUAUAUAUUUAUGUAACUCAGUUUCGAAUAGGAUAUAUGCAAGUUUAUAGUGUA